Molecule: messenger RNA, 3237 nt
Organism: Colletotrichum karsti
Lineage: Eukaryota; Fungi; Ascomycota; Sordariomycetes; Glomerellales; Glomerellaceae
Exons: 1
Coding region: 1-3237 (1078 amino acids)
Biological process (GO): signal transduction involved in filamentous growth; fungal-type cell wall organization; osmosensory signaling pathway via Sho1 osmosensor
Cellular component (GO): plasma membrane; extracellular region; site of polarized growth
Molecular function (GO): osmosensor activity
Source: RefSeq, a predicted model, not a curated record
AUGCACGCCAAAUCCGCUCUUCUCGCCGCCGCCCUCGGCCUGGCCACCACCGCCUGCGCCGACCAGGAAAGGCCCAAGAUCUACUUCCCCCGUCAUGUCAAACGCCAAUUUACGAAUGCCACGAGCACGAGACCCGAAACCUUCCCAGCCCCGGAGAGCACAUCGUUCGACCCAUCGACAUCCACUUCUCUCAGUUCCUCAUUCGGAGACUUCCUGACGAGCUUGACCGACUCCCUCAAUCAGAGCCCGUCUGCGAGCCCGUCUUCCACCGCUCCUGCGACCACCGCGUCGCCUCCACCAACAUCUACCGUUGCGUCGACCCAACUCGUCGAGUCGGGCGCCGGCGGCUCCGCCUCUCUUUCAACCGCGACUCUCGACGACGGCCGAGUGACGACCAUUGUGAUUUCGAGCACCAUCAUUUUCGACCCGACGACAGAGACCACAACGAGCGGAAGCGGCUCCGGCUCCACCGCCGGCCUUCCUCCCGUGAUCGUCCUGCCCACAAGCAGCGAGUCGUCUGCCGUUCCUACGACAGACGCGGCGUCGACUUCCCCCUUGCCGUCUACCACGCAACAGGCCACGCCCACGACUGCCGAGUCCAGCGCCGCCGCGGCUUCUUCGAGCUCACCCGAGACUUCCACCGUCGCCGUUCAGUCUUCAACCACCCCCGAGUCUUCGGCUGCUGUGGCCCAGCCCUCAAGUGCUUCCUCGUCUUCUGCUGCCGCUGUUCAGUCCUCCUCCGCUGCUCAGUCCUCCGCUGCCCCCGAGUCCUCCGCUGCUCAGUCUUCAACUGCCCCCGAGUCCUCUACCGCUGCUCGGUCUUCAACCGUUGCCGAAUCAACUGCCGCGAAUCAGUCGUCUACUGCGCCCGAGUCCAGUGCUGUGGCCGAGUCCUCGGCCCCCGCUGAAACUACUUCCGCUGCUACAAGUGCAGUUGCGUCUACCCCAGCGGCCACGACCGAUGGCAACUCGACUCAGCCGACCGACGCUGCUCGCGUAUCUAGCAACUCCCAGACCAGUGUCGUUGUCUCUUCCACUCCUGCUAGCUCCAUUGUUGCUGCCAGCUCCGAGGUGGUCAACAGCAGCACCCCGGCCGCUCCAUCCAGCGAAGCCGUCUCCAGCUCAGUGCGCGAGAGCUCUGCAUCCGUCUCCUCGUCUGGUAUCCUACUGGCACCCACCGGUGUUGUGAGUGAGACCUCAAGCGCAGCCGCGUCGAAGUCGGCUACCAGCCAGCCCGAGUCUACAUCCACUCCUGAACAGAAGGUUUCUAGCAGCGCUGCCCUCUCUAGUGCUGCGCCCAACGUCAACGCAACUGAGCCUGCUGUCUCGACCUCGGACGGGUCUGUCUCCCUGCCUGCUGCGACGACUACUUCUGUUGUCGCCCAGUCAUCGCCUGCCGAGAACGCCUCCACGGAUGCGACCAUCUCUGCCACGCGCCUGCCGACGUCUGUCGUUACGUCUGAGGCCAGCCAGACCACGAAGCCCACCAACCCCCUGGACCCCAUCGUUUCAUUCAUCUCGAGCGAGCUCCCGAUCAUCAACGCCACUUCUGCCGAAACUCCCGCCCUUUCGUCCUCCGCCGCUUCGUCCGAGGUUCCUGUUCCGACGCCCACUGCUCUCCCGUCACCGACUGAUCGCACCACCUCUCUGACUGCGCCGACCGACCCCGUUGUGAACAUCACCUCGGCUGUCGAGAUCUCAACCGAGCCGACCACCUCGCUUCCCAUCUCCAGCCAGCCCGUUGUGAACAUCACCUCCUCGACCGAGAUCCCCGUGUCUAUUCCUACGACCGUGCUGUCGUCCACCGAGGGUGUCAUCAACUCCACCUCGACAGACCUUCCCCCGGGCCAGACGACCACUAGCAAGCCCGUGACACUGACUGGCAGCACACUCACCUCGUCGCCUACGACGACGGCAACCGGUUCCGUGGAACCUAUUCCCGUCAACACGACCUCGACCGAGCCCCCGGCCAGCACCGGACUCCCCACCACCGUGCUCCCCAGUUCCGUAACUACGAUCUCCAACACGACCGAGCCGACAGGUUCCAUCCCGGCCACAACCGCUUCCAUCCCGCCGACCACCAUCGCAAACGAGACUUCCUCCAUCUCUGCGACUGUUCCGGCCGUCACCCAGUCUACCACCGAGCUUCCGGUGACCACCCCGACCGUCAUACCCAUCAACACCACCGUGAUCCCCUCGGAUGUCAUUCAGACUACGCCCACCGUUUCCAUCCCGGCUACCACGAAGGCUCCAGCCAUCACCAGCAUCCCGGCCACCGCCACAAUCACCGACUCGGAGUCUUGGCUCCCCACUACCAUCAUCGUGGAGCAGUCCACCUCGAUCAGCACGCCUACCGAAGCCCUGGCUCCUACGACGACGGCCCCCUUGCCCUCCGACCUGCCCAAGGUUAUCAGCCCUCCUGACCCGAAUGUCGAGAGGCCCAAGGGUUCCAUGCUUCUGCAGAUUGGUUUCCUGCACGGCGAGAACUACCAGCACGUCAGCAAGAACCCCAACGCUGCUGCCCAGAUCUUCAGCUGCCUUCCCAAGGCUCUCGCAGAUGCGGCCGGCCUCGACCUCUCUCAGAUCAAGAUGCAGAAACUCGUGCCAUACGACACGUCCCAGACUCUCGGCUACAUCACCACGCUUGCUAGGUUCUACUACCCCGAGAGCAUGGUCGACACCCUUCGCAUGGAUAUCAAGAUCCCCAACUCUGCCAUCUACAACAACCCGGAUCAGCUCGUCUUCAACCUGACCCAGAACAUCAACCCCGCCAUUGAGAUCAUCCCGGGCCUGGAAGAUGACCCCGACGCCACCGGCAACGGCGGCUCUUCUUCCACUGACCCUGCCAACCCCAAUGAUCCCUUCAACAAUGACAACAACGAGCAGACCCCUAUCCAAAAGGGAACUGCCGCCGCCAUUGGUAUCGGUGCUGUUGGUGUCGCUGCCGCAUACGGCGCUGCCAUGUUCAUCAUCGCUCGCCGCUACAAGCAGAAGAAGCAGGCUCACCGCCGCGCCAGCUCCCUCACCUCGUCCGAGAUGCGCUACACCGGCGCCGGCAGCCCUCCCAUGAUGGGUGGUGCUUUGAUGAGCCGGGACUUCUCUAGCUACGGCGGAGUUGCAGGCGGUAGAGAGAGCCACGGCAGCGGCCGCACGAACCGCAGCGGCAUGGGCAACUCGGCGAGGACUGCGUACAUCUCGGCCCCCGUUGCCGCUGAGAACUCGCUCGGUUGGAACUGA